AUGGAGAAUUCAAAAUUCGAAACCCUAAAACCCUCUCAAACCCCUUUCUUCCCUUUCCCUCCACAUAGUCGGACACUUCUCAGGAGUGAAACCUAUCGUACACUCGGUCGCAUACUGUCCCAUUGCCAUGACGAGUCUCAACGGUCUCGCGCCCUCCAAACUGUUCCACACGAGCCAAAACAAGAUUAUGGUGGCAAUCAACGGAAUGAAUUGGUUUGUACUAAACACACGGGGAGGAAUAUGUUAUUUCAGAAAGAAUCAGAAGAGAAUAAAGAAGCUCACAUGAGCUAUUUGGGGGGCAGGAAUCAGAGUAUUAAUGGUAUAGUUGGGUUGUUGAUCAGUGACCAAGAAGUUCAUUUUGAUGUCCCAGAAUUUCAUAUGGAAGAAUCUGGGCUUAGGGAGAAACUAGAAGUAGAUGAGGAACUCUGUAUUCGUGAGGCUAUUGACUCGUGUUUUGGUAUAGAUAUGACUACCGAAACCACAAAACCCAUGGAGAAUAAUGAAGAAAAAAAAUCUAUUGUUGAGAAACAUUUGUCAGAACAAAUUGAGCAGGAGUUGCGGCAGACAGAGAUGAAAUUGGAGAAAUUGAUAUCUUCUUCUGGUUCGAUGAAUUCUUCUUUGUGUGUAACUGCAGAUGAAGACAUUGAAGAAGGGGAAAUUUUGGGGGGUAUUGGGAUUUAUGAUGAGUCAAUGGAUUUGUUACACGAAGAUGCUGUAUCCUUUAAGGAUAAGAGGGCAGAAGAGGUGCAAGUUGCUAAAGCCAUCAUGGAUGGGUCGUCUCAUGAUGAACAAGAUAGGGGACUUGAGAGAGAUGCUGAGUCCACUUUUGUACUUGGCAACACUGGGAACAAUGCAACUAAUAUUAGGGAGUUGGAACUCAGAGACAGCAUCAGAAAGGAGGUGGAGGAUGAAUCUGUAAUAUUCCGUGAGAAAAUUAAAGAAGCCAAACAUGCAAACUGGUAUGAGAGUAUGCUAGAGAUAGGGAAACUUAGAAGACAAAGUGGUGGAGUCAAGGAGUCUGACAGUCCCGCUGCUUGUCUUACAAAUCUGGUAUUGCAUUGCAAAACCUCAGAGGAAAGUGACACUGAAAUUCAAAACACUAGUUCUGCUGAAAAGGAUGAAGGUGUCCAUGAUAGGAAAAGAAAGCGGGUUCUGACCAAGGAAAGAAGAGCGAAAAAAGGGGUGUGCAUGUCCUUCUUUUGAUAUAACAUUUUUGCAUGUUUUUCUCUUUUUAAAUAUAUGUUUACUUAUUUCUCUAUGGGUUCAAAGAGGUGGCAGUCUGAAUAUAUGGUCUAGAACUGCAAUCCUGCAUUCUGUGGUGACUGGGUAUUGUGUAUUUAUUUUACUUAUUCACCACCAUGCCCUUGUGCAGCAAAAAGAAAGAAUUAAACGAGCAGAGAGGAACAGAAAGCUUGGUGUUAAGAGGUUAAAACUGCAG
Ilex paraguariensis (yerba mate) is the source of this 1438-nucleotide messenger RNA. Lineage: Eukaryota; Viridiplantae; Streptophyta; Magnoliopsida; Aquifoliales; Aquifoliaceae. The record is from the annotation of a GenBank genome assembly.